Molecule: messenger RNA, 3246 nt
Organism: Fusarium odoratissimum NRRL 54006
Lineage: Eukaryota; Fungi; Ascomycota; Sordariomycetes; Hypocreales; Nectriaceae
Exons: 4
Coding region: 67-3027 (986 amino acids)
Cellular component (GO): nucleus
Source: RefSeq, a predicted model, not a curated record
CUGAGAUCCAUUUCCAUUCAAGAGUUUCCAUCUGAGAUUUUCAAUCAGCAAACCGGCCUUGACAACAUGGCGAAGCCUUCUAAGAAACCGAAAGGCAAAGGGCCUCGCAGCUCUUCCAAGGGACCAAACUUCGACAACAGUGCACUGGAUAAUCUGACGUCUACAAUCGACAAGAAGCUUGGCAAACGAAAGCAACCUCCAACCAAGGCUAACAGCGAUCAACAUCAAAAGAGACAGCGAAAUUCCGAGGGCACAUCUGGUGAGAAAAGCGGAAAGAUCGACGAAAAGACUCUAUUGGAAGAGAUAAAGGCCCUUGGUGGCGACGAGAGCGACCUGGCGCUUAUUCAAGAUAUUGACUCUGACGACGAAGAGUACACUCAGGGCCCCAAGGAUUCUAGAGCUGUCGAUAAGAGCCUUAAGGAUGAGCUGGCCGCUUUUUCCAAACAACUUGGAUUUACAGAGGUUGCGAUGAGCGAAGCCAGCGACCAAGAGGACGAGGAAGAGGACGACGACGACGACGACGAUGCUGAAGAUAACGAAGUUGAGGGGGUUGAUGACGAUGAUAGUGAAGAAGAACAGGCCGUGGCACUCAAGGAACCCACCCAAAAGAAAGGCAACAUGGCCUUCGAGCCUCGAGCAGACUGGCAUGAUUCUGAGCUACGCAAACUCCCCGCACCGACUACUGAUGAGCCAACUCCGCCCAGAGCCGCUCUGGAUGCUCUGAAACAGCACGCUCAGGCACUGCUGGAGGAGGACGCAACCAAAUACAGAACCAGCGUCUUUGCUCAGUCUUCUCACAAGUUCUUGUCAACAAUCAUGACUUCAGGUACACUUAGCGAUAAGGUCUCUGCUCUCACUCUUGCCGUUCAAGAGUCUCCGGUUCACAACAUCAGGGCCUUUGAUGCUCUUAUGAGCCUGGCCUCCAAGAAAAGUCGAGGACAGGCCCUUGGUGCCAUUGGCGCGCUCGUUGAUUUGCUUGGCCCCGGCACAUUGCUCCCUGCUGACCGCCGCCUUCGAGCUUUCCACGAUCAGCCAGGACUUGUUGGAACUUUACAGCGAAAUCCUGGAAAGCCUUGGGCCCCUGGCAACGCGUUGCCUGGGAAGAUCACACCCUCCCACCUGAUUGCCUGGAUUUACGAGGAUUGGCUUAAGGCGACUUACUUUCGACUCAUUCAACUGCUCGAAUCCUGGUGCUCAGACGAGAUCGAGUAUUCACGUACCCGAGCACUCGAUUUUGUCUAUGGCCUCCUCAAGGAGAAGCCCGAGCAAGAAUCCAACCUCCUCAGAUUGCUUGUCAAUAAGUUGGGUGACCGAGACCGCAAAAUCUCUUCUCGAGCGUCGUACCUCAUUCUCCAGCUGCAGAAUUCACAUCCUGGAAUGAAACCUAUCAUCGUCCGAACUAUCGAACAGGAUAUCCUUCUGCACCCAACUCAGGACCACCGAUCAAAGUAUUAUGCCAUCAACACCCUGAACCAGACAAUACUUAGCAACAAGGAGCCUUCAUUAGCUGAGGCCCUGAUGCGAAUUUACUUUGAUCUUUUUACUAUCAUUUUGAAGACUGGAAGUCUAGGCAUCACUGCGCCAACGGACUCGAAACCAGGCAAAGAUGACGAUAACAAAGGUGACGUUAAACGGAAUACUGGACGACGACCUCAAAGGCCGCGAGGCGGUAAGCCAGCAAAGCCCUCAGCUUCUGAGCCUGAGACUGAGGCUGCCGAUAAGCUUGUAUCUGCCAUCUUGACUGGAGUCAACCGCGCAGCUCCAUUCAUGGUUGGCAACGAUGCUAUCAUGGAAUCUCACCUAGACACACUCUUCAAGAUUGCUCACUCAGGCAACUUCAACACUGGAAUCCAGGCGCUUCUCUUGAUCCAACAAAUAUCUUCAUCAAGAAGUCUUGCAAACGACAGGUUUUAUAGGACCUUGUACGAGUCCCUACUUGAUCCUCGACUGGUGAACUCCUCAAAGCAGGCACUUUACCUGAACCUUCUCCUGCGCGCGCUCAAAAACGAUGUUGACAGUCGCCGAGUCAAGGCCUUUGCCAAGCGUAUGCUCCAGAUUUCUGGUCUUCAUCAACCCUCAUUUACGUGUGGACUUCUCUAUCUUGUCGGACACCUACGCGAGAGCUUCCCCGAUCUUUCGACUCUACUGGAAGAGCCUGAGGAGUCCAUUUUUGACGAUGAGCCCGCAAAUGAAAAGCAACGAUACGAUGGUCGAAAGAGAGAUCCCGAGUAUAGCAACGCCAAUCGUAGUUGCUUAUGGGAGAUGAUUCCUCUUCAGUGUCACUACCAUCCGUCGGUUACAGUCUAUGCGAUGUCGAUAUUGGAGCGCAAUAAGAAGUCACUGAAGCCGGACCUUGAUAGCCAUUCACUCAUUCGCUUCUUGGACAAGUUCGUCUACCGAAACGCCAAGGCCACCGAUUCAUCCAAGGGUGUGUCCAUCAUGCAGCCUUUACGGGCUACCAAGGACGCUGGCGACAUCUGGCUCGGCAGCCGCGGAGCUGGAGGUGCCGUGUCGUCUGUGAACUCAUCCGCAUUCUGGAAGAAGAAAGCGGAAGAUGUUCCUGCGGAGGAUAUCUUCUUCCACCAGUACUUCCAGCAGGUUGACAAGGAGGGCAAGGAGACUAAGAAGAAUGCUCAAGCCGCAGGAAACGUUGAAUCUGAUGAUGAGCAAGAAGAUGAAGUUUGGAAGGCACUGGUUUCUACACAACCUGGCGUUGACCCUGAUGACGACGGCUCUGAUGUGGGCUUCGACCUCGACGACUCAGAAAUGGCAUCAGACGAUGACUCGCAAGCAUUGUCCUUGGAUGGCGAGUUGGGCGAGGAUGACGACGACGACAUGAGUGUGGAUAUCGAGGGGUCCGAUGAGGAGAUGGGCGGUGCUUCGAUCAGCGAGGAUGAGGGGGGAUUCGAGGUCAAGGAGGCAGCAAGCGAGAAGACGAAGUCGAAGCGCAGAAAACUCAAGGAUCUUCCUAUGUUCGCCUCAGUGGACGAUUACGCCGAGCUCUUAGCCGGAGAGGACGAUAUGUAGGAGAGCUUAUCAACUGUGAUGACAUGAUGAAGCUGAACCCAUGUUUUAAUAUUUUGGCGGUACAAUACACAUGUUGGUGCAGGAGUCAACAAGGCACAUCUGAAAAUACGCCCACUGGCAUGUUAGACAAUAUGCCACAUAAAAUACAUCUCUCAUUGUUUAUCUCAAUCAAGUAUCAAACCACUCAAGCUCAUCAUUCUUGGUGAAAAUUGCUCUGUA